Aspergillus novofumigatus IBT 16806 is the source of this 1480-nucleotide messenger RNA. RefSeq names its product protein HGH1. Bases 270 to 1379 code for a protein of 369 amino acids. The transcript has 5 exons. The record is from RefSeq and is a predicted model, not a curated record. Lineage: Eukaryota; Fungi; Ascomycota; Eurotiomycetes; Eurotiales; Aspergillaceae.
AUCUAAUACUAAGGUAGCAUGUAUCACUCCACUUACCUGCAAUAACAGCGAACGAACGAGGGAAAAGAGAGGAAAAAGGGGGAAACAAAAAGUCUUAGCUUCAGUCUAUAGACUCUACUGUCUGUUCUUUGUUUUCCCGGUCCCUGGAAUUCCACUUCAGUAUGCCAACAGUCUUAGAAGAGGUGAGUCUGCGAGGUCCUAACUGUUAGCUGGGGAGAUGGGAACAAAGAAAUUUCAGAUGGAAGAGAAGGAGAGGAAACUCUCUAGCAAUGAAACUUGUUGAGUUCCUCCACCAUGGAAAUACUCAGAUAAGACAAAUUGCAUGCGAAAACCUCGUUGGCUUCUCGACCGCUCAAUCGGACCUCUUCAAACGUCAUCAGCUUCUUCCAGUGCGCGAUCUCAAGCUUCUGGUUCGAGAUUAUACUCCAAUCGCGAAAAAUGCACUUACAAUUCUCAUCAAUAUCUGUUCUGACCAGGAAGUAUUGGCAAAUCUUGCGGAAGAUGAUGCGUUUAUAGAGACUCUCAUGGUGAAGAUAACGGACGUCAAGGAACCAAUCGCGGAUGACAUUGCUAUGCUCUUCGCCAAUCUCGCCAAGUCAGAUAAAUUGAGCCGGCUCAUUACGUUGAAACGGAGGAAUGCCGAAUCCGUUUCCACGUCUACUAUGGCGAUCGAUCAACUGAUGGAUUGUUUCGUGAAAGGCGCUGAGGGUGCUUUAAAUAAGAAGGCCAAUUUUGAUUAUCUCUCCUAUUUAUUCGCCGAUCUCUCUAAAUCCGAGGCAGGGCGCGCAUAUUUUACCACCCGACAGGAUUAUGACGGUGUUGUCCCUGUCACUAAAUUGACUGUCUUCACUGAGCAUGAAAGUACAGUUCGGAGAAAGGGGGUGGCGUCAACGAUCAAAAAUGUCGCUUUCGAAAUUCCGUUUCAUCCGACUCUGCUCUCCGCAAACGAAGCCAAUCUACUUCCUUACGUGUUGCUGCCGAUUACAGGGCCGGAGGAAUUCAGCGAGGAAGAGUCAAUGGCAAUGUUGCCAGACCUGCAGCUGCUACCCCCAGAUAAGCAGAGGGAUAGUGAUAACAGCAUCAUUGUAACGCACCUGGAGACAUUGUUACUGCUGACAACGACACGAGAAGGUCGUGACAAAAUGAGGGCUAUCAAUGUGUAUCCCAUCAUCCGGGAAUGUCAUCUCCAUGUUGAUGAUGAAGGUGUGCGCGAAGCCUGUGACAGGCUAGUCCAGGUGCUGAUGCGUGAUGAGGAAGGAGAGGAAAAUGCCAACCAAGCUCAAAUUGAAGGCACAAGUUCUAUCUCUUCAUAUUCAGAUAUCCAUAUACAGCAAGGGUCUGCACAGAAUGAUGACGAGAAGGUUGUGGAAUUGUUCUAAUAUGAAUGGCAUUUCUUGCUGUGGGAUUCAUUAGGGGACAUCAGCUGCUUAUAUUGUGAAUACAGUACUAGCUUAACUACUGAUCCAUUACUCAUUGUGCA